Messenger RNA from Aspergillus steynii IBT 23096, 2104 nucleotides. Its product is annotated as NTF2 and RRM domain protein. Gene Ontology annotation, cellular component: Ubp3-Bre5 deubiquitination complex; cytosol; ribonucleoprotein complex. Bases 117 to 1706 code for a protein of 529 amino acids. Gene Ontology annotation, biological process: ribophagy; protein deubiquitination. The record is from RefSeq and is a predicted model, not a curated record. Lineage: Eukaryota; Fungi; Ascomycota; Eurotiomycetes; Eurotiales; Aspergillaceae. Gene Ontology annotation, molecular function: mRNA binding. The transcript is spliced from 3 exons.
GAUUCCUCGCCAUCUUCCGUUCGCCACAUAGAGAGACUUAUUGGUAUACCAUCUCCAAGUCUCUUCUCAGCUUCCUAGACUUUUGCUUUAUUUCCUUUCCACUCUUCCAUCGCACAAUGGCCGACACAACUCAAGCUCCUAUCAACGGCGGCUUCCCCGCGCAACACGCCUACCACGACUCCUACAACCACGCCCAUGUCGCCGCCACCAAUGCUGCCAGCUUCCAGCCGGCCCAGUCCUCCACUCCUACGAACGCUCUUCCUGAGCAGAAGAAUGGAAUUUCGAAGGACGAGGUUGGUUGGUACUUUGUCGAGCAGUAUUACACAACCAUGAGCCGUAACCCAGAUAAGCUGCCUCUUUUCUAUGCUCGGCGCUCCCAGCUCGUCUUUGGCACGGAGGCAGAGUCGGUCCCAGUCGCGGUCGGUCAGAAGGCUAUCAACGAAAAAAUAAAGCAGCUUGACUUCCAGGACUGUAAGGUCCGGGUUUUGAACGUUGAUUCUCAGGCCUCAUUUGACAACAUCCUGAUUGCUGUUAUCGGCGAAAUCUCAAACAAGUCCGAGCCAUCUCGCAAAUUUGUGCAAACGUUCGUGCUUGCCGAACAGCCCAAUGGGUACUACGUGCUCAAUGAUGUCUUCCGAUACUUGGUUGACGAGGAGGAGAUUGUGAAUGAAGAAACCGCCCCGGCUGCGGCUCCCGCUGCCCCGGCUGCCCCGGCCGAAGAGCCUGCUGUUGAGGAGCCUGCACAGCCCGAGCCCGAGCCUGUUCCGGCCGUUGACCAGCAGGAGAACGAGGCUGCUGCGCCCGAGGUGGAGGAGAAAGUCGAGCCGGCCCAGGAGAACGGCGAUGAUGCGCAACCUCAGGAAGCUGUGUCCCAAGUGAAUGGCGCCGAUGCCGAGGUCGUCGAGACUGAACCGGCGGCUGCCGUCCCAGAGGAGCUUGAGGCUGAGAAGCCGCCAACCCCCGAGCCCACUCCUGCCUCGACUGCACAGAAGGAUGCCCCCGCUCCUGCCAAGGAGAAUGUGCCCCCGGCCAAGGCUCUGCCUAAGACCUGGGCUAACAUCGCAUCCAAGUCCGGUGCGCCGGCUCCUGUUGUGCCUGCUAUCCCCGUCCCGGCUGCUCCCUCUAAGUCAACCGCCGCUGCUGGCUCGUCCCAGCCCACCACUCCCGCUGCCGCCGCUCCUGCCGCUCCCGCCACUACUCCGGCCCCCGAGAAUGCUCCUAGCCAGCCUCCCUCAAAUGACGGAUCCGGCUGGCAAACCGCCGGUCAUGACCACAAGAAGACGCAGUCCCGCGCGGGCGAGGAACAGCCCGUUCUUGCCUACAUCAAGAACGUGACCGAAAAGGUUGACGCAAACCUGCUGAAGCAAACGCUCACUCGGUUUGGCAAGUUGAAGCACUUCGACGUGAGCCGCCAAAAGAACUGUGCCUUCGCUGAAUUUGCCGAGCCUGCCGGCUACGCUGCCGCCGUGGCUGCCAACCCGCAUCAGAUUGGGUCCGAGCAGAUCUACGUCGAAGAGCGCCGUGCCCGUUCCAAUGCGUAUGGUGGAAAUGCCAACUACCCCGCGGGUCGAGGCGGCGCCGGUCGUGGUCGCGGCGACCGUGCCGGUAGCCAGGGCCGUGGCGGCUUCCAGCGCGAGGGACGCGGAGGGUUCGCUCCUCGCGGCCGCGGAAACGUCAAGAACCGCAACCAGCCCCAGGCUGCCUAGACGAUCUUUUCUUUCUAAUUACGGGAUGAAUCAAAAAAACAUGACAAGGGAAUGUGAAAAAUGAAAAGAAUGAAAGAAGAAGAAAAAAAGCAAACGAAAAAAAAACACCCCGUCAAACAAUUUCACUCGAUGUUUUUCAUUUUGAUUGCCCUCCCCAAAUUCUAACCCUUCCAUCCUGGCUUACUUACCACGGCAUACUGAUUUGGAUGCUGACCGUGAUCCAGGGCAUGUAUUACUCCCUCUUACUGAUAAUGACAUGUGUUAUGUGACCUCCCCCUUUUUUUUGUUGAACCUAUUCUUUAUCUUAUUUUACAUUUUCUUUUUUUUUCUCUCUUUUUUUUUUUUUUGUCACAGUGCAUAUUAGCGGUUGGAAAAGUUAUUUCUCUUUUCACAUUUCC